AACUGUUUUUUCUUAGUUUCAACCCAGAUCAGCACUGAUUCUAACAUUCUUUUUGCAAACUUUUCACUUUUCGCUGCACUCACCGUCGAGAUGCAGUGCGAGCGAGAGGCUGGCGGCGCGGCGGGCGAGCGGGACAGAGCAGAGCGGAGCGGCCAGUGCGACAGAGAGGGGGCGAGAGCGGGCGGCGGCACUUUGCUGCCACGCUUCGUCAGCUGUUCGUUAGUCGCUUUUUGCCUUUUUGUUUUUAUUUGUCGUGUGUGCGGAAGUGCAGAGCGUGGCGUUGGCGACGACGCCGGCAGAGGCGGUAGCGUCGGCAGCGGAACGCAGCGGCGUAAGUGCAAGGCCAAGCGCGUGCGAAAGAGAGGCAGUGAUGGUGGGAGAGAGAGGGAGCGCCUAGUGUGGGACAGAAACAGACUGCACGUGCGUGCCCUUGAAAACUUAACCCAGCAAUCGAGCCAAGGCAGUUGUUGCCAAGACCCCCCCCCACCAGUCCACCCAUACCCCGCACCCGCACAUUGAUAAGCCCCCUCACCGCCCCCCUCCGCCCAUUUCCGCGGGCACUUUCAAACUGUUUGCUGGCAAACAAAAGAAAGUGCACAAAUUGUUGAAAUUUUCUUAGCGAAAUCAGCAACAAACGAAUUCGAAUCUCGCACGUAAAAUGUUGCUAAGAGCCAAUGGGCAAUGGUUUUCAUUGCCACAG
Molecule: messenger RNA, 700 nt
Organism: Drosophila simulans
Lineage: Eukaryota; Metazoa; Arthropoda; Insecta; Diptera; Drosophilidae
Exons: 2
Coding region: 91-519 (142 amino acids)
Source: RefSeq, a predicted model, not a curated record